This is a messenger RNA of Gloeophyllum trabeum ATCC 11539, 2796 nucleotides long. RefSeq lists its product as uncharacterized. Gene Ontology annotation, biological process: Golgi to plasma membrane transport; exocytosis. Gene Ontology annotation, molecular function: phosphatidylinositol-4,5-bisphosphate binding. Gene Ontology annotation, cellular component: exocyst; plasma membrane. The transcript has 16 exons. NCBI's taxonomy places the organism in Eukaryota, Fungi, Basidiomycota, Agaricomycetes, Gloeophyllales, Gloeophyllaceae. Bases 1 to 2727 code for a protein of 908 amino acids. The record is from RefSeq and is a predicted model, not a curated record.
AUGGCCGACAAUGAUGUCGUACGCGAGAGGAUCAUAUCAUCGGUCUUUGCUAGGCGAAAUGCUGCCGGUACUGGCCCAGAAGAGACCUACGUCGGUCAUCUAAGGGUCCUGGAGGAUGCUGAGGAUGGAUCGAGGAAGCCAAGAUACAUCAUUCUCUCGCAGGCAAGCAAUGGGACUGGCUUUAUACACAAGUCAAAGCUAAAUACCAAUGGGUCGUUCUCGGUGGGGAAGACAUGGAAAGUUGCAGAGCUACGGGCCAUCGAAGUCCUGAGCCCGUCCGCUUUCAACAUCACUUUGGCCAGGACAUACCGUUGGGAAACUGAGAAUGCAAACGACCAAGCUAACUUCCUGGCAGCCUUGGUCAGGCUUUUCCGUGCCGUGACAGCAGGUUCUGCACCGUUAGACCUUAUAGGCUUGAGUGAUCUUGAUGCAGCUCUGGACCGAUUAUUGUCGGCAGGCGAUGCAUUACCUGCAGCUUCGCCGUCUCCGCAAGACGGCGUUGCUGAUGUCCCCGCGCCACAAGGCGAAGAGGAGACAGCAGAGGCCACCAUGGCUAAUGUUGAAGAGAUGCUCGAGGGCUAUGAGUGGGCUAGCGAAGAUAUCAUGGGAAGGCAGAGAGUGAGAAGUGCAGCAGACCAGAUAGAGGCCAAGUUAUUGAGCGAGUUAACGGCGUUGGAAAAUGCCAAUAUUCACUCCUUUAUUGAGUCUGAUGAUAGGGUUGCCGUCGUAAUCAAGUAUCUCGAGGAAGCUAUUGCGGAGCUGGAUAGCAUGGACACCCUUGUUUCCUCCUACAAGAUCCAUCUUAAUACCGUCAGCGACGACAUCUCCUUCAUCCAAUCCCAGAAUAGAGGUCUUCAGGUUCAAACACAGAACCAGAGGGCCUUAUUAGGCGAACUCGAACAACUUUUGCAAACGGUCCACGUGGACCCAGAUUCUCUUAUUACCCUCACUCAAGGAUCGCUAGAGAAAUCAGACAGCAUUCAGAGACUAGAAGAAGCUGCUACUGACUUGUACAAGGCUCUACAGGCCGGAAGGGAUACCGAUAUGGCCGCCACUAUGGAGCGACUUGACGAGUACAGAACUCAUAACGGCCAGUUCUGCAAGCGACUCUUCGAUUACUUGUCCAUCAUGUUUAUCGCUCAGUCCAAAAUGCUGCUUGGUGAUACUGACGGCAUCUCCAAAAGUAGUAACCGAGGAAGGGGCCGGCCUACUAUUGUAAAUCAUCAAGAGAUGGAAACAUAUCUAGGUCGAUACUCGGGCCUGAUCCUCUACCUGAAAGAAAUGGAUGAAAGCACGUACGCCAAAUUAUGUGCGACCUACUUCUCGGCUUCGAGUGAUUUGCAUAGCAAACAGGUCAGGGCUUGCUUACAGGCUUAUCAGAAUAUGGUUAAGAAGGCGGCAGAAGAAGAGCAGGAUCAAAGUGGAUUCCGAGCGGGGACGGGUAUGCGCCGUGCCGGCACAAUUGUCCGUUCCCCAUUAGAGAACAGAAGGGACAAGGAUAAGCCUGUAGAAUCUGACAUGCGUGCUUCUGAGGCCUUUGGGCAAGUACUAGAACAGAUCGCUCCUCAGAUCUACCGCGAAGAGGACUUCAUCGCUGAUUUUCUGCAAAUCAACGAUGCCGCGCUCACGUUUGCGGACUACAUGGGCUUAGAGAACUACUUCAGGAGGCAGGCAGCGCGGUACGCCGGGUUAAGUCAACCGACCAUGAAGCUUGUGCGAGGAGCACUAGACCUCAUAUUUGGGUUCCUGCCUACCGAAUUAAAGACAUGGAUUGACACCGCUCUGGCUAAGGAUAAUAUGCAAAUUAUUGGUAUCAUUGCGUGUCUGGAGCGCUUCCAGGCAGACGCGGAGGAGCGUGGUAACGCAUUCCUACUAAACUUAUUGGAGAAGCAGCACACACGACUCAAGGGGCUUUUCGACCGUCAUGUGAAUGAACAAAUUAAGGCGGUGGAGGAAACAAAGAUCAACAGCAAGAAACGUCGGGGAGUUGUUCCCUUCAUCAAGUACUUCCCGGUCUACGUGGGACGUGUGGAGAAUCAGCUUAUUGGAGCAGACGCUCUCGAGAUCAGGGGCAACGUUGACCUGGCGUAUGAGAAGAUUGUGCAGGUCAUGUUCGAUUCCUUGAAACAGAUGGCUAAAAUGGAAGGAGAAGGAGAAGACAAAGGGCAACUCAACUACCAUGUCAUAUUGAUCGAGAACAUGCAUCAUUUCGUAGCUGAAAUGGGUCAACUUGAAAUUGGCUCUGUCGCCUCUUUCCUGAAGCGAGCGGAAUCCAUCUACGACGAAAACCUGAACGCUUACGUUAGAAUGAUUCUGAGACGGCCUCUCGCAAAGAUCAUCGACUACUUUGAAGGGAUCGAACGGCUGCUUCAAACGACUGCUCCUACAGAGGUCUCCAACAAUAGCAGCUACAACAAGUCCGCCCUCAAGAAAGUUGUAAAGGACUAUAAUGCCAAGGAUAUGCGCAAGCACAUAGAUGCUCUUUACAGCCGCGUCGAGAAGCACUUUACGGAGGCUUCAGAGAAGGCGACGACUGAGAAGAGCACAGGCAUCGCCCCUGGCACUGUUAUGGUCGGCGUGUGGAAGGCAUGCGAAGAGGAGGUUUUGCGACUAACGGAGGCGUUCUCCAAGCGGAUAGCACAGUGUUACGCGGACAGUGGCGUCACACUUGAAUACUCAGCCGCGGAUGUAGAGACAGCAUUCCGACGUCACAGAGUGGGUAGCUAGGUGCAGCUUCACAUUUGUGUAUAUCGUCAUUGUUUUAUGUACUUCUACGCACGGGUGUGUACUGGCAGG